Messenger RNA from Venturia canescens, 2484 nucleotides. RefSeq names its product putative glycerol kinase 5. The coding region runs from base 366 to 1892 and encodes 508 amino acids. Gene Ontology annotation, cellular component: mitochondrion. Gene Ontology annotation, biological process: glycerol metabolic process; phosphorylation; glycerol-3-phosphate biosynthetic process. Gene Ontology annotation, molecular function: kinase activity; phosphotransferase activity, alcohol group as acceptor. The record is from RefSeq and is a predicted model, not a curated record. Lineage: Eukaryota; Metazoa; Arthropoda; Insecta; Hymenoptera; Ichneumonidae. The transcript has 12 exons.
GGGGCGAGGAUAAAAUUUCUCGUAGUCUACGCAGUGCGAUGUGUACGACAAGACGAGACCGGAUGGAGGCUUGCAAUCCAUUUUGCGAAUACGUCUGUAGGCAGAACUCCGUUAAUCGAUACCAAAGAGGAUAAAUUCUCAUUUUCUUCGGAAAAUCCAGUCGCCUGUUAUCGAAACUCUGUCGCAGCGCGAACCAAGUGACCACGGUGGCGCCCUCUUCCCUUAAAAUUGUGCAUCACCGUAGAGACCCGCGUUCAGCUUCGAACGCGACGGAGCUCGUUCCUCCUUGCAAUAAAUUAUUUUCACUCUAAGAUUACGAACAAUCGCGGUUUAAAUUAAAUUCACACUUUUAUUUUCAUUAUAAAAUGAGAUACAUCGCAGCCCUUGACGUUGGAACUACGACCGUACGGUGCUACAUUAUCGACGAGAAUAUCACCACUGUUGCUUGUGCUACGGAAAAGGUGGAACUGAUCUACCCGAAGCCCGGUUACGUCGAGAUUGAUCCCGAUCAACUAUGGAGCUCGAUCCUCAAAGUUAUGAAGAACGCGAUCCAUCAAAGUGGCAUCGAUCCAGCCUGCGUAUCGUCGCUCGGCAUUUCGACGCAGCGGAGCAGUUUCACCUCCUGGAAUUACGAGACUGGCAAACACUAUCACAGAUUCAUAACGUGGAAAGAUUUGCGAGCAGACUCGAUGGUGAAGGAAUGGAAUUCCUCGGUGACGAUGAAAGGUCUCAGAAUGGGAGCUCAUCUUUUGUACACCAUAACACGAAGUAAACGUUUUUUAGCCGGGAGCGUAUUGAAACUGAUGAAUACACAGAUGACUCUACGAUUGAGUUGGGCCUUGCAAAACGUGCCAGGACUCCGGGAAGCUGCGACGAGUGGUGAAGCUGUGUUUGGGGGUGUCGACUGUUGGCUACUUUACAAACUAACAGGGCAGCAUGUAACCGACGUAUCGAGUGCAUCAGCGACUGGGCUUUUUGAUCCGUUCACAAUGUCGUGGGCCUCGUGGGCGAUGGAUCUUUUCAAACUGCCGCCAAACAUAUUUCCCCAGGUCGUCGACACGGCCGGUAACUUCGGUUACACCCCGAAGUACAUUUUCGGCGCCGAAGUGCCAAUCUCUUGUUCCAUGGCUGACCAAGCGGCGUCGUUGUUUGGUUCGGGGUGCUUCCGGCCUGGUGAUCUCAAGGUCACAAUGGGCACUGGAACCUUCGUCGAUGUCAAUACAGGAAAAGAACCCCACGCAUCUGUAGCCGGCUUGUACCCAUUAGUAGCUUGGAAAGUCGGUAAAGAACUCGUCUACAUGGUGGAAGGUGCUUCAAACGACACGGGGACACUCAUCGAGUGGACAAAAUCGCUGGGCUUCAUAAAAGAACUCGACGAAUUAACGGAGAUGGCUGAAUCCGUAGAAAAUGCUGAUGGAGUUUAUUUCGUGCCUGCUUUCAGUGGAUUACAAGCGCCAAUAAACGAUCAAACUGCUGCAGCAGGAUUUUUGGGCGUAAAACCAACUUCCGGACGCGCCCACGUGGUCAGAUCAUUGCUGGAGAGUUUAGUUUUUCGGGUACUGAUGCUUUACCAGUCACUGUGUUCCGAGACGCGUAAAAAUUAUCAGAAAAUAAGCGUCGACGGUGGCGUCUCGCGGAACAAUUUCGUAAUGCAAUUAUUAGCAGAUUUAACCGGAUUGGAAGUGGAACGAUCGACGAGCAGCGAAAUGGCAAUUUUGGGAGUAACGUUUCUCGCCGGACUUCAAUGUGGAAUAUGGAAGUCGAAAGAAGAAUUGUUGGCUUAUCGAAGUAUCGAGACGAUUUUCAAACCCGAUCGAACGAGGUGUUCGAAUUAUCAGCCUGUCUUUGAACAAUGGAAGCGAGCAGUCGAUCGAUUCAAAGAAUGGUACUAACGAAAUAACGAAAACAAGCGAGAAAGAUAAAAGAGAACAAGGGCAAUUGUGAUCAAAAUAUUGAAAAUUAUCAUUCCACACAACGUACCUGAACAACAACGGACCAGGAACGAGACUGAUUUAUUAUUUCGGUUUAAGUAAAUCAUGCCUUUUCGCAAAGAAUAUAUACGAGCUAAGCAAUGGCUUUGAAGGUUUAUAGUUUUUUUGGUCGAGCAACGAGUGUACGACAAAGAUCAGAAUCAUUUUCGGUUGUUGAAAAAAAUGUUUGAAAGAUUUUUUUUUUUCUCGACAAGUGCAACUGUCUUGUAAAAUAAUUCGAUUGGAAAAUAUUUUUUCUAAUAUUUCGUACGCAUUUGUAUACACAUAUCAAACAACACCGAAACAAUAGAACUACACUUGAGCUUAGUGUAGUCGAUCAGUCUGAUAAAAAAUGCCAAAAAUUUGAUAAUAUUCUUGUGCCUUAUCGAUUCUAUGAAUUCGACGGUUUCGUUAGAUUUCUAGAUACGUUACAUAUGAGAUUUUAAUAAACAUUGUUAUCUGUGCAAUAUUCUUAGUUAUAAGUGUUGUUGAAUUAAAGGAAACUCGAAGCAAA